Gigantopelta aegis is the source of this 1328-nucleotide messenger RNA. RefSeq lists its product as uncharacterized. The transcript is spliced from 5 exons. Gene Ontology annotation, molecular function: carbohydrate binding. The coding region runs from base 376 to 1305 and encodes 309 amino acids. Lineage: Eukaryota; Metazoa; Mollusca; Gastropoda; Neomphalida; Peltospiridae. The record is from RefSeq and is a predicted model, not a curated record.
UAUCAUGUUUGUAACAGUCAAUCCAUUUAAUUGUAAAUAGCAUAUUAAUGUUAUCUUUUCAUACGUUUGAAUUUGUCUAGUAAAUUGCUAGGAUAAUAAUUGAGUUACAACGAGUCAAAAGUGAUUGUUUCAACGAUCUUCACGUAUUGAAAUCAAGACGAAGAUGCUACAAUUGCAUGAUUUCAUGAGUAGCGCUGAAUUUCUCUGCAGUGUAACUUGUAUAUGAACAUUUGCAUCGGGACGAACGAGACAAAAUUAUUUCGUCUCUCUCUUUUUCGCUGAUAAUACAAAUUCUUUAAAAACAAUAAGUACUCAUAGACCCAUUCAGAAAUUCACUAACUUUUAAUCAACAAUAACAAAAAUAAUCAGCACGGCAUGAUGAAUGUUCAAGAAUUCAUUACUGGACCAACAUGUGCGUACUUAGUACUAGUUGCUUCUUUUGUGGCGUCGCUUUCUUCGCAACACUGCGAGUCCUUCCCACGUCACUAUUUCCAAGUUUUCACUGAUACAUCUGUCCAGGAAGAUCCGCUGUUUACCGAGACUGGGAUCCAGUCGCGAAGCCACUGUCUCAGCGUUUGUACUCGACGAUCUGGAGGGUUCUGUUUGGGGUUCGUCUACAACAAAGAUCAACAGCGAUGCUUGGCAUUCGCCUCUAGACUGGAACCCUUGACCCAAUUACCAGAAGUCGGAUCCGUCGGGUUUGAAGCGACAGCAGAAUGUGAGAAGCCUGAUAUACCCAAUGGAACCGUCACGUAUACAUCACUGGAGGUAAAGAGUGUCGCGUACUACUCGUGCUUGGAAGACUUCAUGUUCGUUGGACUCAGUCAGUCUAGGAUGUGUAACUCGUCUGGAUUGUGGGAUGGUGCUGAUGGUUCCUGUGAACCUGCCGCAUUCUAUAACGUCUCUUCACCUUUUGUAGCACCAAUUCCUGGAACAGUCGGUCCUGGUUGGACAUUCGAAUUCUUAGGCACACCUCUUGAUGAGUCCAGAAUGACAAUCGAUUUGAUGCAUAAAUCAGGUGACGUAGCCUUUGAAUGUGACGUCCGCUUCGACUAUAGCAGAUUUGCCUAUACAGUACUUCGGACCACGUUCUCCCAAAACCGUUGGGGCCCAAAGGAUAUCGACCAACCACAUUUCCCAUUUGCCAUAGGAAGACCAUUUAAUGUGACAAUGCAAGUAACAACUUCUGGAUUUGACGAUACUGUUCAAGUUCAACAUGGUAGCAUGUGUCUCGGCUGUGGCCGACAGACGUACUUCGAUUUGGGUGCUUGGUCCCAAUGGUCUCGAUGUCCGUGUCAUGAUUGAUGCGCAGUUAGGCAGUCAAGUGC